GCUCUACUGGUGUUGUAAUUUUUCUUGUCGCAAGGUGAAAACGAUUUAAACGGUUUUAAACCAGUGAAAAGUGUACCAAAAUGCUCGAUUUGCACGAGAAAUUGUAGUUGAAGGAGGCCUGUAUCCGUUUUCGUAGCGGUAGUAGUGAAAAUACGGCCCAAGUGCAACAAAAACGUGCUUGAAAAUUUUACUUUGUGUGUAGCCGAGGCACUCGCACUCAUACACACAUACGCGCACGCACUCCAACACACGCUCGCACACAACACACACACACAGAGGGAGAUAAACGCAGCGAUGGCCUCGCAGUCGUACUCGCACAUAUAAAAGCUCGCUUGUAUAUUGGAGAAGGAGCGCACAAAGCAGAAGACGAGAGGAAAGAUUUCUGUGUCAUUGAACGAGGCGACGACCAGAAAGAGAGCCAGGAGUCCUACUCCUCUCCAGCGGCUGCAGCUUGCCAGAGUCGGAUCACCAGAGGAUUGAGCACGAUGGCCGCUACACCAAUUGAACACACUGUUUUAUGACUCUGAGCGGCAGCCCAUCCAGAGAUCCGUCGCACUAGAGAGCGAAGGUAGCCAUCCAGGGAGCAGGAGCAGCCAGAGAGAGAUCCGCAGAGGAGCAGCUACCGAGAGAGCGAGACAAAGGUCAAUCCAAAGCGCCAAAAUGGUCGACAACAGCGUUCAGUGCCCCGUGUGCACCUUGUACCUGCACGCGGGAAUGAAUCUCUCCGAUCACCUGGAGACUCAUCCCAAAGAGCAGGUGAUCAAGGCGCUGGUCCAGAUGACGAUUGCCGGUAGCGGCGGCAACAACAGCAUGGGCAGCGCCCUGGCGGCCGCUAUGAUGGCAGGAGGCUCUGGAGGCGGUGGGUCUGAUGGCGGAGAAGCCAGCAUGGCAGAUGAGAAGACCGCCUUUACAUUGUCAUCACCAAGUGGCGAUGUAAAACCAGUUGUGGCCACCAGCCCGCCAGCGAUGUCCAAAACCAUAUCAGCUGCAAUGCCCGUAGUACCGACAGCACCGCCGUUGCCGCCGCUCUCCUCCGCCAACGCGGCACCCUCCUGCACAUCCCCUUCUGCAAGUAGCAGCACCAGCAGCAGUAGCAGCAAUCUGAGCAAUCCACCGAUGAAAGCACUGAAAUGCUCACCGCCCACGACUGAGGCGCGAGCCAACACAUCCGCACAUCCCACCAUAAGCAGCGUGUCCACACUGUACCAGUCGUCGCUGGUCGCUCCGGAUUAUCGCUUCAAUCACCAGCAGCAGCAGCAGCAGUCCGGCUUUGGGCGUGGUGUUGCUGGCACCAACGCAACCACGCUGGUAAUACCGCAGGUUGCGCAGCAGCACUUCCUCGCCAGCCAUCAGCAGCAGCCGCACUUUACGCAUCAGCAGCAGCAGCAGCAACAACAGCAGCAUCAGCAGUCUCCCCUAAAGUUUACCUACGCCACCGCUUUGCCGCCGCCACCACCGCUGCAGCUCUUUACGCAGCAACAGCCGACGGCAGUUUCAGGCCAGCUGCAGCCGCAGCCUCACCAGAAACCACCUCCCGCCUAUGGAGCCGCCAUCAGUCAAAUACGAUCUCAGCACAACCAAAUCAAGCAGCAGCCACAUCAACAGCAGCUGCAUCAGCAGUCACAGCCACCCCAAAUGAGCGGGCAGCACAACCUAUCCCUGGCACCACCGACACCAACAACAGCUCCUUCGAUAUCAGCUGCAGGUGGAAAGCAACCCAGCAAGGCGCAUUCGGAAGUAUUCCUGAAUCCCCCACCACCACCGCCGCCACAACAACAGGCAACGGCACCGAUCCAUAGCCUGGGGCAACAUCAGCAGAAUCAUCAGAGCCAUCCACAGUCUCAUCCUCAUUCCCAUUUGCAGCAUCAGACCCACCAGCAGCAGUUGGCCACAUCGCCAUCCUUAAGAUUGCAGCAUCAGCAGUCACUGAGCAUGCAGACUUACGGUUCGGGUUUGAGCAGCAACUGUAGCUCCAACUCUGGACCAGCCGCUGCACCUGGUAGCCGCAGCAAUCGGCAAACUAACUCACCUUUCGGAGCACUGCUCAACGCAGCGGCCGCUGUGGCCUGCGCCUCGCCAGCCUCGACCAACGCCUGUUCGUCGGUGCUGCGCUUUGCGGAAUCACCGGUGGCCCACUAUCUGGAGCGUGAGAAUGGUGACUUUAUUGUCCAGGAGACGCCCAAGCAUAUUGUGGAGUGUGUGGAGAAGGAGGACGGUGAGUUCUCUGUGAUCGAGCGCAUUUACCAAUCCCCGCCGAGUGUCCUGCACAUACACGAUGACGAUGAAGAUGAAGAGGACGAGGAAGAAGAGGAGGAGGACGACGGCAAAGCUCAGCCAGAGGAGGAGGUAGACGGAGACGAUGAGCGGGAGGAGAAUAGCCGCAGUUGCAGUCGCAGCCGGAAUAUGAAUAAGACAACGAAAAAAUCGCGAAAGGCCAAGCCCAAGCGAAGCACCAAGCGCGUCGGGGACGAGUUUAUUAGCAGUGGCUGCGAGAGUGAGCAGGAAACGGAGCGCAAGCCCGACUCGCUAUCCACGACAUCAACAACUGCACCUGCGCUUUGCACAGGUCCCUCUACCAGUUCUGCGGCUGCAGAAUCCGUUGCUGCCACGUCCAGCAAUCUGACGGAUACCCAUUCCAAUUCGGCCUCCAAUUCCGCCUCGAACUCCACCUCGACCACGACGAAGUCCAAGAAGAAUCGGAUUACAGUGCUCAGCGAUGUGCCGCUCAAUAUGAAUGAGUACCUCGAUUUGAUGGGCAACAUUGUGGCCUCCAGUCGCAUUGGGGCAGGACGUCCCUUUGCCGCUGCAGUUCCCAUUCCCUUCGUCAAGGUGGAGAAGGAGGAGCCCCUGGACGAGUACGACGACAACGAGGCAGCGCAGCAGCUAGAGCAGAAGCCCAGCUUGGAGCAUGGCACUACCAGCGUCAUUCGCAUGGCCAGCACAGUGACAGCGACAGCAACGACACCAGCGGCUGAAGAGGCACCCGUCGAGGAUCCCAACGAGCCGCCGCUCAUGAAGGUCGAGGUGGAGCCCAACACGAUGCUGCUACCGCAGCGCUUCUCCACUCCUGCCCAGAGUCGCGGACCCAAGAAAUUAGUCAUCAAACCAAAGGCAACCGCAUCUGCACCAGCGACAGCAAUGGCUACGGCGACGGAGACGACAACAAAAAAGACUGACACCUCUCCAUCUUCCUCUUCCAGCAGUAACGCAUCCAUAUCAAGAGAUCUGGGGCAGGUGCAGGUAAAAAGUGAGACUCCGGAGGCUCCGGCGGUAAACAGCAGCAGCAGCAGCAUUCUGGAGAAGCACCUAACUACCAACCGCAACCAGGCCCAGCACCACCAUUCGGCGGUCAACGAUGACGAUGCCCGGGUGCUGCUGGAGUUUGCCAACUCCAAGCAGCCGCCACCGCUGGCAGCGUCCAGUACCACGUUCGUGGUGAAUGCCAGUACGGGAUUCCCAUCUGCAGGAUCCGUUUUCGCAAGCAGCAGCACCACCAUCAGCUCCAAGGCGGCGCUAAAGCCUGGCGAUGAAUAUAUUCUGCCGGACAACACAAACCUGGAGGUGGAUGAGAUUGUGAUAUCCUCGUCGUCUUCCUACGCCUCCUCAGCGGCCCAGUUGCAGGCAGGUCUGCAGCCGCCGGACUUUAACUUCCUUUACCAACAGACCACCAGCACGGUCACCACGGCAACCUAUCCUUUCAAUGCCUUCUCCAGGCAGCACCAGCAGCAGCAACAGCAUGGUGCAAGCGAUGCCACCAAUGCAGCUACUCUGGCCUCCUCUUCCAGCAAUUCCAUGGACCACGACUCGAUGAAUGCCUCGUUCCGUGUGGCCAAGACGCAGUCGCUGCAGUGGUACCAGCAGGAACAGGAGAACGAUCCACAGAACCAGGCAGAAGGAGCUGGAGCGUCGGGAGUGUCCUCCAACCAUAGCCACACGGAUGUGGUUAGUCACCAGCCCACCAACUUCAAUGCCGCCUUGGCGGCCGUCGAUUGCUGCAGCGUUGCAGCCACGCUGGACGAGGAAGCAAAGUAUUUGGACUUGGACACCUGCAAGCGGGAGCAGCUAAGCAGCAGCAGCAACCUACCGUCAGCCUCCGCCUCCACAUCCACCACCUCAUCCUCGUUCGCCGGUGCUGGCACGGAGAGCAGUUUGGUGGGUGGCCUCAACAUUCGUACCGAUGAAAAGAUGCCCGCCAAGGGUGAGAUCUCCGAGCAGGAGAGCAACUGUGACAUCGAAAACUCCUGGAGUGAAUCGGUUUAUGGGGACAUUUCGCAGCGUUACUUUAGGAACCAAUUCUCUGGAGGCUACAACCCUGACUGGCGGCAGGACUAUUACCCGGCUCAGGAUCUCAGCGGCGCCCAGCAGAGGGAGCAUAAGCGCUUCGACUUCAAUGCGAUUGAUGAUGAGGCCUCAUCUAGCUCUAGGAAGAGCCAGCUAACGGAUAUCGUCCCAACUGUGGCCACCUCCUCCACUUCCACGUCAUCGGCUUUGCUGGCGGGACCACCAAUAGCUUCGACAUCUAGGGCUGCCGCCGAAGCGGCAGCGGAGGCGGCGGCUGCUCUCGCCCAGCGAAAAACACAUCGCCGUAAGCUUUACAAGUGCCCCCAUUGCGAUACCAUCUACGAGAAGCUCAAGGAGCGGAAUGCCCACAUGAUUAGCGACCAUAACUAUGUGCGUCAAAAUCGACGGCUCAUCUGUACCCAGCCGCAGGUCAAUGAACCGAUGCUGCCUCAGCAGCAUCAUGCCCAGUUGCUGCUGCAAGCGGAUGAGGCUCUGCAGGAGGACUCAAAGGAUGGCAUUGUGAAGAUUAAGCAGGAGCAGUGUACGGAGAAACCUGAAGUCGAGCAAAUGCGCCACGCCAGUUCAGCUGAUCUGCUGUCGGAUGUGAAGGACUCUGAGCUCCUGGGCAUCGGCGGCGAGGGCGAUGCUGAUUUAGACGCCGAUUUUAAGCCACCUAGCCAGCUAUUCGAGAAGUCGUCCCCACUGCCGCCGCUGGCCAUGACAACGCCGGCUGCAAAGCUUGCGGCGCUUUAUCGCAUGCUUAUCGCCUACAAUGAAUCGAAGCUGGGCCAGGAGCGCAACAACCUCAGCGAACUGGAGCAGAAGGCCAUGGAGAAGUCGAUCUUCCUGUGCUAUGUCUGCCGGACUGACUUCCCCUCCGUUAAGCUUUAUGACGCCCAUCUCACCGAGCAUCCGGCCGAGUGUUUCACCUGCGGCAAGAAGUUCUACCGCUGGAAGAACUUCUCCCUGCAUCUGAAGCGGCAUCUGGGCUGGAAGGAGUUCGGCUGUUACGUGUGCGAUAAGAAGUUCGUGGUGCGGAGCGCCCUCGUCGAGCACAUGCGGAUGCACACGGGCCAGACGCCGCUUAAGUGUAAGAUAUGCGGUAAAAAGUUCAAGCGCUACUCGAAUCUGACGCAGCACCGUAAGAGGCACACCAAGGUGAUGGUGCGGAAGAAGGAGUACGUGUGCCACUGUGGCGAGGUUCUGCCCUCAAAGGCGCGUUUCCUCUGGCACAAGGAGACGCACGACCUGAAGCCGAAAUGCUGCCCGUAUUGCUGUGACCGAUUUGUACACGCCAACUCGCUGCGCCGCCACAUCCGGCUGGCGCACUCAGACAAGUUUGACUACGCCGAGCCGAUGGAGUGCCCCAUGUGCAAGCAGAUCUUCGCCAAGACAUCGAUCAAGGCCCACAUGGCGACGCACUCGACGGAGCCGCAGUACGACUGCGCCAUCUGCAACAAGAGCUUUUCCACUAAAUGGAAUCUCAAGAUCCACUCGUGGGUCCACGCCAAUCGGACGGCCAAGCCCUUCAAGUGCGAGUACUGCCCGAAGGCGUUUGUGCGCGAGUUAGACUUCAAGAACCACAUCAACGCGCACAAGCAGAUCAAGCCGUACACGUGCGAGUACUGCGGUUGCAAGUUCAUCCGCAAGUACAAUUACAUGCGGCACCGCCGCGAGCACCACGGCACCAAGAAGUUCACCUGCGACCAAUGCGACAAGUCCUUCCAUCGGCACUACUAUCUGAUUGAGCACCGGCGCAUGCAUACCGGCGAGCGACCUUUCACCUGCACCAUUUGCGGCAAGAGCUCCACCACCAAGACCAACCACAACAAGCAUCUGAAGAUCCAUCACUCGCGCGACCCGUUCACCGUGGAGGUCUAAGAGCUAAGAGGAGGGAGUGGGUUGGUAAUCAAACUAAAGUUUAAUAUAAUCAUUAAUCUAGGUAGCUGUUCAUUGACUCUUCUCUGUGUGUAAUAAUGUGUGUCUGUGGUUAUAACGACAAAUGAAAACAAAACAACAAAUUAGUAUUACUUAUCGAACUAUAUGCGAAUGCCAACUCUUGUUGAAAGAGCAGACGAGAAACAA
Drosophila serrata is the source of this 6366-nucleotide messenger RNA. RefSeq lists its product as uncharacterized. The record is from RefSeq and is a predicted model, not a curated record. NCBI's taxonomy places the organism in Eukaryota, Metazoa, Arthropoda, Insecta, Diptera, Drosophilidae.